Drosophila montana is the source of this 789-nucleotide messenger RNA. RefSeq lists its product as uncharacterized. The record is from RefSeq and is a predicted model, not a curated record. The transcript has 3 exons. Bases 127 to 582 code for a protein of 151 amino acids. NCBI's taxonomy places the organism in Eukaryota, Metazoa, Arthropoda, Insecta, Diptera, Drosophilidae.
AAGCAGGAGAGUGCAAUCGGUUUGUUACAUAUGAGAUGUAUUAGUACAAUCGAUAUUGAUAAUUAGUAAGCAGCUGAUUGAUGCAGUUGGCAACGCCACAGCUGAUAAACCUUAAAAUAAGGUAGGAUGAAUGCUCUCAGAAAGUACCGCUAUAGUUUUUUGGCUGGCGCAUGCGCUGCCGGCGGCAGCUUCUUUGGAAAGUUGCCCAGUUUUCUCGAUGCUCUGAACCUGCUGCAGCCAAAUGCAAUACAAUCGGUCGCCGGCUUUGCGUAUGUUGAAUUUGCGUUAGUCCAGCUGCUGCCGCUUGGUUUAAUGCUCUGCUGUAAUGUGUGCAAUUUACGCUACUUUCUGAAGGCCUUGCAAAUGACCCAACAGACAUUGACAGCGACUGUCUUAACAGCCGCCUCCAACUACGUGUUAUCAUUCAUUCUAGGUACGACCGUUUACCGGGAACCCCUGACUGCGCUAUCCGGCGUGGGCAUAGCUCUUAUAUUAGCCGGCUUGUGGUUCCUUUGCGAUACAACGGACUCGAGAAAAUCGUCGGUCGGACAAAGAACUGCAGCUAAACAAAAACAAAUCUAGGCAUUGUAAAAUUUGGUCUUCCUAAAUUAUGAAAAAAGAAACCUCUACGUGGCUGCAUUAACGGAUCUGGAAGAAUGUGAUCAACUUCUAUUGAAAAUGGCAUCUUUUCGUUAAUAAAUAACGUUUGUUACUUAAAUAAGUUUCGUUUAAUGUCACUAUUUUGCAUAUAAAUACAUAAUUUUUGUUUUCCAUUUUUAAUGCACAUAA